Molecule: messenger RNA, 581 nt
Organism: Helianthus annuus (common sunflower)
Lineage: Eukaryota; Viridiplantae; Streptophyta; Magnoliopsida; Asterales; Asteraceae
Exons: 3
Coding region: 99-512 (137 amino acids)
Biological process (GO): stomatal complex development; guard cell differentiation
Source: RefSeq, a predicted model, not a curated record
UUUACAUCAGUUUGACAACCCGUUUGUCUCUGUCCUCAUAUUAUCUCUACCAAAGAGCACACAUAUAUGUGUACAUAUCUACCUAUAUAUAUGCAUACAUGAUACACCUUGUGCACCACCCACCCCCACCCCGACCCUACCCGACCCGACCCAUAUUUGAAAUGGAUAGCAGAACUUGGUUGUUGAUCAUUGUUUGGCAUAUGAUGAUGAUAUGGGUGUGUGCAAGAAAUAUGCAUUUUGAAUCCUCACAUGGUCUAGUUCACCAAGGCCAGAUUUUGCAUUCUCCUCGGACUCCUUUUGCCAUGAAAGAGGGAAUUGGUGGUAGCAGAGCAAAGGAAGAGGAGGUGCUAAGUAGACUUGGGUCAAGACCACCAAGAUGUGAGCACAGGUGUAAAGGGUGCACCCCAUGUAGCCCAAUUCAAGUUCCUACUGUCCAUUUGGGUCCACAAUAUGCAAACUAUGAGCCAGAAGGCUGGAAAUGCAAAUGUGGCUCUGUUUACUAUGACCCUUAAUAAUUCAAUAUGAUGUACAACUUUCUUUCUAAUAUAGGUACUAUAUUUAUGAAGGGAUAUUUAGAUGUU